Plectropomus leopardus (leopard coralgrouper) is the source of this 4976-nucleotide messenger RNA. It is a transcript of the gene ccnjl, whose product is annotated as cyclin J-like. The record is from RefSeq and is a predicted model, not a curated record. NCBI's taxonomy places the organism in Eukaryota, Metazoa, Chordata, Actinopteri, Perciformes, Serranidae.
UACAGCGGAGCUACCGGAGAGAAAACGGCGGAGCCAAACCUCUCGGAAAAGUGUAAACAGUUGGGGGGAAACGGCGCAACCGAACGCCUGUUGCCGGGAUUUAGCGAUGGCAGCUGUUGUAUGAUCUUGCCAGCGGAUUUGAACGUUGUGUUUUCGCCGGAAAAAAGAGGUCUUUCUCAAAGUUGAGCCGAAGAGGAGUUCAGGAUGUCGGACUGAGACAAAGGGGUCUGGGGGGCAUUCCCGUCGGAGCGCAGAUAAAACUUGAUUUUUAAAGUCUCCUCUGGAUGGGAAAGAUGGAGAGGGAGUUACAAUGGUGGAAAGGACAGCUAGCUGCAGAUAUCCAUCAAUCGCUCCGCAUCAAGGAGCUGAAGCUGCCGGUCUACCGAGCCCACUCUCCGCAGAUCGGCAUGCGGCGGUACUUUGCAGAUUUGUUGGCCAUCCUGAGUAAUCGCUACCAACUAUGUCCGACAGCGCGCCACCUAGCCGUCUACCUGCUGGACUUGUUCAUGGACCACUACGAUGUGGCCGUCAAGCAGCUCUAUGUCAUCGCCCUCUCCUGUCUGCUCCUAGCUAGUAAAUUUGAGGAGAAGGAGGACCGGGUUCCCAAACUGGAGCAGCUGAACUCUCUGGGCUUUAUGUGCAGCCUGAACCUGGUUCUCAACAAGAAGGAUCUGAUAAAAAUGGAGCUUCUGCUACUCGAGACCUUUGGCUGGAAUCUGUGCAUGCCCACACCGGCCCACUUUAUUGACUACUACCUCCAUGCCUCAGUGCAGGAGGGCGACUUGUACAACGGCUGGCCCCUCUCCUCCCUCUCCAAGACCAAGGCUUUCAUGGACAAAUACACUCACUACUUUCUGGAGGUCUCACUGCAAGACCACGCCUUCCUGAGUUUCCGACCAUCCCAGGUCGCUGCUGCUUGUGUGGCAGCAUCUCGUAUUUGCCUUCAGAUUUCCCCAAGCUGGACGACGGCUCUGCAUCUACUAACAGGCUACACCUGGGACCACCUCACCCAGUGCAUCGAGCUAAUGCUGCUUGCUCAUGACAAUGACGUUAAGGAGGCCAACAAGACCAAAUCGACUCCUCCUCACCGGCCGUCCUCUCUGCAGUCUCAGCCUCAGACCUCUCACCUCUCUCCAGUGUCAUCCAUCCAGAGACCAGCCUCGUCGUCCUCCUCCACCUCCUCCACACCGCAGCUGCUCUUUCAGCCAGACAGCUUCCCCCUCUCCCAGCAUUCCCCAUCCCUGUCCCAGCUGCAGGUGCUGGCGGACUCCCAGGCUUUGGGGCCUGUGGUGAGCAUGUCUCAGGACUUCCUUCAGAGCCACAGGAUGGGGCUCCUAACUGGGGCUCCUUCCAUGACUCCUGGGGGUGGGUUCCCCUCCUACUCAAGCCUGACCUCGGGACUCCAGCCGGGGCCUCGCGCGCUGCCUCUCCAAGGCCCCAUUUCGGUGCAGAUGGCCCUCGCAGGAGAGCCUCGUCACUGUCUGAGUAUGGCCUACAGCGGGGGCUACCUGGGCGCCCAUCACACUUUUACAGCGGGCUGCUUUGACAGGUGACGCCAGGAGACGGAGAGGGAACACAAACCCCUGCGGGAGUGCACUGCUAUGCUUCCGACCCAAUUCCCUACCCCGAAAUAUCCUUUUACAGAUCUCCUCUCUCUCUCCGUCAGCUCCGCAACACCUUCAGCUUGUCCAACUCCCUCGUCCCUCACACAGAGAUGCCUCAAACGCAAGCAGAGGUCCAAAGGCAAGACAGACCCGGUGGAAGUCAUCACACUGACGUGACAAAUGCUCCACCACUAUGACAUACUGACGCAUUGCAAAAAUGUUACUGCCAUAUUUUGAACCGUUUUUUUUAAAUUUGUGUUAUCAAGAGACUGUCAUCACUGUGAAUGAGAUGAAAGCAGCAGUGUGAUCGAACACCCACCUCAUUCAGUGCCUCCUCUCAGUCGUGUGAUAGCUGAGCCAAUUUUAGAAGUGCACAGAACACAAAGAAUCUACGAUAAGGAUAUCUUGCUGCUUGACUUUUUAAAAAAAAUUUUAUUUCUAAUCCCAAAAAUUGAACAUUUUAGAGAAGAAAAAAAUUGGCAGUUUUUUUUAGCCACCAUAUGAGAGAGGUAGAAGAAGAAAAAGAGAGAAUUUCACGUGUCCUCUGAGUGUCAGCGAGCAUUGAUCCUGUAGCCUCUGUUUGAGCUGAAGGGCCCCUCUGAGAAUUCCUCACCACACAAGCCCUCAGAGGGGAAGAAGAAUUCCUUGUCUCGAGCACAGCAGGUGAAGUCCGCAGCUGGAUCACGCCUGCGGUGUUUUUUUUUCUUUUCUUCUCUCUCAGUCCUCAUCUCUUCUCUCCCAUCUCCAAAGUCGAGCCUUGUGGCAAAGCCUUCGCACACCCGGGUGAAAACGUGUCUCUGACAGCUGCAGGCUUUUGUCGUACUUAAGUUUUAAUUUCAGUGUCUCCGGCACCACUCAAAGAAUUUAACACAAACUGAUGUGACUGGACCAGCAUAGUGACGAAGACGUGGACGUUGUUAGUUUAUUGUACAUAUGAAUUGCUGCUGCCUUCUUAUGAAUUGUUGGUUCUGUGUCUGUGUUAAUGACUGCAAUGUUUACAUAAACCACUAAGUAUCAGGGAGUUAAACAAGAUUACUUGAAUAUGAUGCCAUUGAAACAUGCCAUAGCUUUUAUUUAUGAUGACUCAUUUAUUGCUUUUUAUUUCAUUUUUUUGUUUGAUAUAGAGUAGCUUUUUAUACCAGCUUAGAAACACACCAUUGAUUAAUUAUAGUUUUCUUUGUACCUGUUCAUAGAAACUGUUUGUUCAGGCUCAGGUUUCAAGGCUGAAACAAGCAGCCUUCCCACGAUUCUCUGCUGUUAUGCUUUAAAGUGGAUGCUGUUGCAGCAUCUGCGGGGGCUGGAAUAUUCCCCCUCUUCAUCACUGGACCGUACUCUGCUGACAAGUCGGUAACUGAAUGCAUGAAACAGUCUGUUUGCAUCGUAGUGGAACAACCUCGUGGUCGCUGGUUUAACACAACAUCUGUGGGCAGUCGACGGUAAUUGCUUCCCAGAUUUCUGAAGCUGCAAUCUUCCACUUCCUGUCAAUGUAUAAACACAUCCAGAUUCCCGGUCAGUCACAAGCGGUGCAGUUGGUUACUAUGGUGAUACCUUAAAUGACCGUGGACCCCAGGUUCUGGGAUGUUGUUACCUAAAUAAGGAACGAAACAAAUGAUUUUUUUCAUCUUUGAUCAAAGGUCCAGUGUGUAGGAUUUACGAGGAUAAAUUGGCAGAAUUGGAAAAUGAUAUAAUAAGUAUGUUUUCUUUGGUGUAUAAUUACCUGAAACAGAGGACAAUUAUGUUUUCGUUUACAUCGAUACAGGGAACGGGUUUUUUUCUCCACGGUGACAGCCAUGCACUGCCAUGUUUCAAACAAUAGCUCUAUACAGUGCCAUUCACGCUUUUGUGUUUCCAUGUCAGCCUUCGUAGUUAGCGGCCCCUCCGUCACAAGCAGAAUCUGAAGAACUAGUAAUUUUUAACAAAAACUGUUUUUGGAGAGAAAAAGGCAUCUACGGAUAAUUCAGCUCCUGGUAAAAACCUGAAAGCCUGGAUUUUUAAUAAUCAGAGAAAAAAUGUGAGCACACAUUAGCGAGCAUAUAUAUUUUAAAAAUGUGAAACUGCUUUAUUCAGUGUUUCUGCUCACCUGGUUCUUUUGUUAUGGAGAAUAAGAUAUCUCAGCGCAUAAUUCGGCUUCCAGUAAAAUCCUCCUGAACAAUGAACACUGAGGGAAUCCUAAUCGGGAUACGUAUCAGCUGGUUGCUGUCUGCAUUUCUCAUUGCUAGAUGACACUAAAUCCCCAUAAAUCUUACACACUGGACCUUUGAGGCUUUCAUUUUUUCAGUUUAUUUUGUCCAGAAAGAAAAAGACAGAAAAUAGUAAAGAAAGAAGAAAAAAAAGUCAGUUACAAUUUCCAACAGCUCAAUGUGAUGUAUUCAAAUGGCAUGAAACUGUCACUUUUUCGAAGCAGGAACCAGAGUUUUGGGGCAUUUUUGCUUAAAAAAUGACAAAAGCUGUAAUUUUCUGCUAAUCAACUAAUCCACUAAUCAAGCAGCUCUACUGUGGCCCCCCAACUUCUGCAACGAUGAUGAUGACUGAAUUUAUUUUGCUGUGGCCAUGUCGUGCCUUGUCCUCAGCAGUUUCCGUUGCUGAGCUGUGAAGCUUAAAUUCAUAAUCAGACGUGCAUCUCUCAGAUAACACUACAUGAAGCCUUCUGAAACUGCAACUCUUAUAAUCAUGACUCAUCAAACAGCUAGAUAUUGGUUUGUUUUCUUAUCACUGAAAGGGACAUGCUCGUGUUUUUCAGUGACAUGAACUAAGAUACUAUGCCUUUGUUUGAACUUUUUUUGUACAGUUUUGUUAUAUAUAUUUUUUUACAUUUGUCUUCAAUGUUUUUUAGUUAAAGCUUUUUGUGAUUCUCCUGCUUAAUUCUGUUGGUGUGAACUAAUUUUGUUUUUUAGAGUUCAACUUGCUCUUUUCUUCAUAAUUCAUGAGCAACUUCUCACUGAGGUGUCAAAGGUGCAAUAUGUUGUUUUCCUGUUGAAACUGACCACAGCCAUCACUGUCUCGUGUACACCACUGGUUCAUCUUUUGUAACUUAUUUUUGAUAAUUGUGUGAUUUGACUUGCUGUAGCUCCGUCUCCUCUGGAGAGCAGCGGGCUCUGAACACAAUGAAUAUGUUGCAUAUUGCAGCCACCUCUUUUGAGUGAUAGAUAUUACUGAAUGCUUUUGUCUUUUAGCUAGAGGUGCAUUCCCCCUCCCGUGAAAGGUGCUGAUGUCACUCACCCCAAACAACACGUGUCUAAUGUGAUAGUAAUGAAAACACAAACACCACAAACUUCCAAUUUAUAUUUUUGUAUUAUUUUGUACCAAUUUGUAGUCUUUUAUGUGCCACCGAAUGGUAGAAGGAAUUCUUUUAUCAUAACGUGCCACUGAGAA